AAAUAAAGGACAUUUAUGUGGAACAAAAUAGGGACAGAUCGAUUUGUACUAUACCAAACUCGAACCGACAUUCGAUUCUCCUACGUAAAUUCAAUCGAAAUUCAUUCGCGAUACUCGUAAAAACGCGUCAUAUCAGAUUCUAACGAAAACCGGCGGGUUGACAUUUUGGAAUAAACCUUGCAAUACUUUCAACGAAUACUAUAUAAUCAUUCAAUGUAUUAUUCAUGUUUACUUCUAGUUAACGUAACGAAAGGAACAGCAAUCGAAUUUGGUAUCCAAAUAAUUAUUAAAGAAACUUCAACCGUACUAUGGGCAGAAAAAGAAAGAAAGAAAGAUAGAAAAAAAUUGUCAUAUAGGAAGAAAAGACAAGUAGAAAGAAGGAGUAUCAAUUUCUAUUUCGAGCUUGCGACUCUACGUGACGUCAGAUCUACCAAAAUAUCACACGGUUAGGGAGGUGCAGUUUGGUAGAGCUCCGGUGUGUGGUCCAGGUCUCGAUCUUUCCCAGACUCUCAAAAAUCUUCUAACUUGUCGGAGUUCAUCGGAGUGAAUUCCAACUUAUUUGUCGGCAAAGAAAGAAGAAAGAGAGAGAGAGAGAGAGAGAGGGGGGGCGAGAGAGAAAGAAUAGUAAAACAAUCUUAACAAAAGUGGAUUGUUCGUCAUUAACCUAACUUCAAACUCAUCAUCCCCACCCUAAUUUCUUCGUCCCCACUCCUUUUCUUAUUAUUUAAUUUGAUCAUUCUCCCGAAAUAAUCCAUUUUACUCGUAGUCAGUGGUGUAUCAUAUUUGUCCUAAAGAAAAAAGUGUUACCUAAAUAGAAAUAUUUUAUUUGGUUGCUGCGGUCCAUCGACCAAAGCAUUAUUUUCAAAUUGAUCAGAAGACAGUAUCGAAGGGCUUGACAAAAGGAAGUUGUUAAGAUGCCUGGUGCCGGUGGUCAGCCACCGCAACAAAGGACUACCUUUCGACCACCCUGGGUCAAGGAUGGUGGUCCUAACCCUCUACCCAUGCCCACUGCACCUUGGACUCUCAAUUCUAGAAGAGACUCCAAGACGAAGGCCGAUGAACCCCCAGCUUUCACCAAAGUUACAUUAAAGAGUGUCUCUAAACCAACGGAACCAGCACCGCAAUCGACCGAAACUGCUCAAGCACCACGCAAACAGAGUAAAAUCACAAUAAUACCGUCUCAACCAAAAAAUGAAAAAAGUACUACAGCAACAGGAAAAUCGACUACGACGACAAAUAGUACACCUCCAUCAUCGAAGCCACGAGAGAAUGGACGACAGGAGCCAAAUUCGAGGCCGCAACUCGAACGACAACUUCGUAUUGAGAGAUCUCGAUCCCGAGGUGACACUAUACCACUUUCCAAGAGCGAAAGUACCACUGGUGCACCAACGUUGUCGAAGAGUUCCUCGAGAGCAGCCAUUCCACCUCCACCCCCGCCAAGACCACCACCGCCACCACCAAGUCGAGUUAUCCUGAAAGAUUUACCACCGCUAACCGAGAGUCAGGAACAACAAUUAGAGAUGCUGAAAUCUAGACCUAGGAAACGUCCCGACUGGGCGAGCAUGAUGAAGGAAGUUGAAAGUGGUAGACGUCUUAAACACGUCACUUGCAACGACAGAAGUGCACCAUUAAUUGAAAGGGUUAACAAGGUCACGGCUGAUCCAGCAGGUAAGGCCCAUUUUGUAUUCGAGUCAGAAAAGUCGAACAUGCACAAUCAAUUGCUGAAGCAGAUUCAGCAGGGCGUUAAAUUGAAAAGCGUUAAGACCAACGACAGAUCUAAACCAAUAUUGGAGGGUCUUAGAAAAUUUAGAAGGCAAUUGACGAUAGAGGAACAAAUGCAAAAAGUUGAGGCGGAAGCAGAGCCGGAUGACGUAAUAGAUGACGAUGACAUCGACGCAGUUAGAGACGAUUUGCAAAGUACUAAACAAAUGCUUGCCAUUGAACUUAGAAACAAAGAGGCUCUUGAAAGAGAAAAUAAAAGAUUGCAGGCAAGAAUUUUAAAUCUCGAGGCUGAGGUGGAACGAACGAGAUCGCAAAGAAACGUUCAGGAAUACAAACAACAGGAUGAAAAGUUGACAGAGUCUUUGAGAGAGGAAGCUCAUAGAGCAAGAAAGGACGCAGAGAGAUUAGAAAAAGAAUAUGCUAGUACAGCAGAGGAAAGAGACAAGUAUAAAAAUGAAUUGGAAGAAAUAAAACGAAUGUAUGCCAAUUUGGAGAAGCGUAUGAAAGCGGGAGAGGGUUGUGUAGAUAACACGGAUGAUGAUGAUUAUGAUGAUGAUGAUGAUGAUUAUGAUGAUGAUGAUGAUGAUGAUGAUAACAAUACUGAACCGAUUGUGGAAUUAGCUGAGGAUAAGACAGAAGAGGCAUGGUACAAUUUUUCAGGAAUGGCAUUGGCUGGAUGUCCAAGUGCAAAGGAUGUUGCAAGAAUUGCAUCUCAAAAGAGUAUGGAGAGUAAGCAACAAGAUAUGAGCGAAACAGAAGAAGAGGAAGAAGAAAGUACAGAGGAAGAGGAGGAAGAAGAUCCAAAAGUAUCAGCUGAGAAGCGUCUACAGAGAGAGAUUAAAUUAUUAUCGUCCAAAGUGAAAACCUUUAUGGACAAAGCCGUUAAUGCAAGAAAAGAGAGACAUGCCUUGAAGGAACAAAUAAAGCAGCAACAGAAAUUAUUGAAAGAAGAGAAACGGAAGUUCAAGCAGUUACAAAAAGAGGUUGACAAAAUGGCCAAGUUAAUGGCUGAUACAGACGGAGACGAUGAAGAAGAAGACGAAGAAGAAGAUGAGGAAACUGAGUCUGAAGAAGAAUCUGAAUCCGAAGAGUCAGAAGAAGAAGAAGAAUCUGAAAUAGAUGAAGGAGGUCAUACUAUGGAACAAGAGAAAAAUAUUCUACAAAAACACGUGAAGAGACACGAAAAUCGAUUGGCUGCUUUAAAGAAAGGUAAUUAUCUCUUAAAAGCUCAAGUUGACAGACUCAAAGACGAUUUAGCCAAACAACGAGAAGAAAGUAUUACUUUACAAGAAGAUUUGGAUUCUGUCUUGGCGGAAUUAGGUUAAGUUACAAUAUAAGUUAAAUAAUCAAUAAGUACAAACGAUUGUAUACAUAUUACACAUAUAGGUAUUACAUAUUGAAAUAUAGUGAAUUUUAUGAAUGAUAAAAAAUAACACUCUCGUAAUAAUACGCAUACACCUACAUUUGAUAUUCAUUUGAUUUUGAUUAUAACAUUUGUAGAAUAUAUAAAUCUUGAUAGAAUUCUCUUUUUUUCAUU
Messenger RNA from Polistes canadensis, 3259 nucleotides. RefSeq names its product glutamic acid-rich protein-like. Gene Ontology annotation, molecular function: actin binding. The coding region runs from base 915 to 3047 and encodes 710 amino acids. The transcript is spliced from 8 exons. Lineage: Eukaryota; Metazoa; Arthropoda; Insecta; Hymenoptera; Vespidae. The record is from RefSeq and is a predicted model, not a curated record.